This is a messenger RNA of Seminavis robusta, 1434 nucleotides long. The record is from the annotation of a GenBank genome assembly. NCBI's taxonomy places the organism in Eukaryota, Bacillariophyta, Bacillariophyceae, Naviculales, Naviculaceae.
AUGGUCCGAUUUACUGCCACUGCUGCUGUUUUGGCCAGCCUUGCCGUCACAUCCAGUGCUUUUCAACCCGUGGGAACCAGAGCUGCUCAUCUCGCUCCAAGAACCUCAAGUCCAGUCUUGAGGGCAUCUAUUGCUGUAGGUGAUAUGGUUACCCCCAAGGCACCAAUGACGCCACCACCGCCACAGAGUGACGAGGACAAGGACAGUGAAUACAAAAUGGACAUGACUGGGAUUGUUCUCUCUGGCCUUGAAGGCAAGGCGCUCACCUUGAACCACGAAGAUUUCCCCAUGGCUACUGAAGUUCGCAAGGUGAUUCCAGCUGACUGCUUUGAACCAGAUACCGCCAAAUCGCUAGGAUACCUGUCCGUCUCUUUGAUUGGAACCGCUAUCUGCACCGCCUUUGGUGUCUCCGUCUGUGGUUUGUUGAACCCUGCCAAUCCAUUGACAUGGCCUUUCUGGGGACUCUAUUCGGCCGUUACUGGAACCGUGGCCAUGGGACUUUGGGUGCUCAGUCAUGAGUGCGGACACGGAGCCUUUUCCAAAAACAAGCUCCUCCAAGACUCGGUUGGAUAUUUUUUCCACUCACUAAUGUUGGUCCCCUACUUUUCCUGGCAACGGUCGCACGCUGUGCAUCAUCAAUACACCAACAAUAUCGAGUUGGGGGAAACACACGUACCCGAACAAAUGUACAGCAAGGACGAAGGAGCCUUCGCGCAACGAGCAUCCGUGGUCAAGUUGCUGGGCAAGGACGUAGGAAUGAAAGUAUGGGGUGUUUGGCAAGCAUUUUUGCAUUUGGGAGUGGGAUGGCCCGCAUACCUCUUGAUUGGUGCCACUGGAGGUACUGGACGUGGAAUGACCAACCAUUUCUGGCCUGAUCCAUUGACCACACCGGAUAUCCCCAAAAAGGAACUCUUCCCAGGAAACUGGAAGGAAAAGGUCUUCAAGUCUGAUAUUGGUAUUGCUGCCGUCGUAGGAAGUCUCAUUGCAUGGACUGCCUGCAAUGGAUUGCCACAGGUCAUGGCCUUGUACGGUGGUCCACUUAUUGUCGUGAAUGCUUGGUUGGUUCUGUACACAUGGUUGCAACACACUGACACGGACGUCCCACAUUUUGAAAUGGACAACCACAACUUUGUCAAGGGAGCUUUGCACACCAUUGACCGUCCCUACGACAAGAUGGAUCCCUGGGGAGCUAUUGACUUUUUGCAUCACAAGAUUGGUUCCACGCAUGUGGCUCACCAUUUUGAUUCGACCAUCCCUCACUACAAGGCCCAGGCCGCCACGGAUGCCAUCAAGGAAAACUUUCCCGAAUACUACUUUUACGAUCCUACGCCCAUCCACGAAGCGGUCUGGCGAGUAAGCAAGGGAUGCGCGUCUGUCGAAAAGCGAGGAGAUCGUUGGGUCUGGAACAACGAAGGUGUGGAGGACACGAUCUAA